AGUAAGCCUGUCCACAACAUGACAUUCAGACGAGGACUGAUUGUACUACUCCUGUGUGUAGUGUCAGAGACCAGUCAGGAACACCAGUGGGAUGAUAGGGGCUACAUCAUUUUCUGUCUGUGUAUGGGACGGUUUGGAAACCAAGCAGAACAUUUUUUGGGAGGAUUAGCAUUUGCCAAGAAAAUUGACAGAACACUCAUAGUUCCUCCAUUUAGGACAUAUAAAAAUAUCGAGUUUGAUGAAUGGUUUAAACUGGAGCCAUUAAAGAAAUAUCAUCGAGUAAUCCUAGCCAAGGACUUUAUGAGAGACCUCGCCCCCACUUAUUGGCCCCCAGGAAAUAGGACAGGGGUCUGUUAUGGGAAACCUGGGAGGGAGUGCAAGAUGAAGGAGGGAAACCCAUUUGGUCCAUUCUGGGAUGGCCUUGGGGUAGACUUUGAUAGGACAAUAUCCAUGGAGGCCUAUUAUGGGGAACCAGAUGUAUGGAAGGAAAUACUUCCUGUAGAUAAAUACCCAGUAGUUGCCCUUCGUGGUGCCCCAGCCCCUUUUCCAAUUGCUGAAGAAAAUAUUCCAUUGGCCAAGUACCUUCAGUGGUCUGACAGUAUAGAAGAAGAGGCCAGUGCCCAUAUACAGAAGCUGAUAGGAAAGGAAAAGUUCAUAGGCAUUCACCUCAGGAACGGAAUAGACUGGCAAAAUGCUUGUGAACAUGUAGAGGGAAAUGAAAAUUAUAUGGCAUCUCCACAAUGCCUUGGAUAUGGAAGGAAGAAAAAAGUCACUUAUAAAAUGUGUUUCCCUCCUAAAGAUGAAAUUUUAAGGCUAACCAAAAAUGCUGUUUUAAGAACAAAGGCAAAACAUAUUUAUGUGGCAACAGAUAAAAAUCCCAUGAAGGAAGAUUUAGAAAACCAUUUAAAAUCUUUAAAAGUCAAAGUUCAUCAUCUUGACCCCUGGCUGCCACAGAUUGACCUUGCAAUUUUAGGCAAGUCAGACCUAUUUAUAGGAAAUUGUAUAUCAUCUUUUACUUCAUUUGUCUCCAGGCAGAGGCUUGUAGAGAACAAGCCAACACAGUUCUGGGGAUUCAGCUAGUAUCA
Saccostrea echinata is the source of this 1085-nucleotide messenger RNA. RefSeq names its product GDP-fucose protein O-fucosyltransferase 1-like. Gene Ontology annotation, molecular function: peptide-O-fucosyltransferase activity. The transcript is spliced from 7 exons. Gene Ontology annotation, biological process: protein O-linked glycosylation via fucose; regulation of Notch signaling pathway; Notch signaling pathway. The record is from RefSeq and is a predicted model, not a curated record. Lineage: Eukaryota; Metazoa; Mollusca; Bivalvia; Ostreida; Ostreidae. The coding region runs from base 19 to 1080 and encodes 353 amino acids. Gene Ontology annotation, cellular component: endoplasmic reticulum.